Molecule: messenger RNA, 2938 nt
Organism: Alnus glutinosa
Lineage: Eukaryota; Viridiplantae; Streptophyta; Magnoliopsida; Fagales; Betulaceae
Exons: 19
Coding region: 329-2674 (781 amino acids)
Molecular function (GO): protein phosphatase regulator activity; protein phosphatase binding
Source: RefSeq, a predicted model, not a curated record
GCUACCAAAUAAAUAUUACCAUAACAUUUUCGGCCGUAUACUCUUCUCCUCUCCCUAUUCAUUUUCUAAAGACUCGUCCCUCCCGCGAUUGCUGGCGUUCUGGUUUCUCUCUCUAUCUCUCUUUCUCCCAGCGUCUUGGAUUCGAUCCAAUCCAAUACCCAAUUUGUUCUAAUCCGCCUGCUUCAGAUUCUAGGGUUUCGUUUCGGUCCGCAAUCGGUGAAUCCGCGAUUGAUUCGAAGAUUGGCGAGGCGGCUGCGCUAGGGUUCCUGAGGCCCUUAGAUCUGCGUUUCGUCCGGUGCGUGGAGGAGAUUUCGCUGUAGAACACAAAAUGUUUUGGCGUAUGGCGGGCCUGUCCACUGCGUCUCCUGUGGAGACGAUUUUGGAUAAGGAAACUUUUAUGUUGGAGGAGCUUCUUGAUGAGGAUGAGAUUAUUCAAGAAUGCAAAGCUCUUAAUGGGCGCCUUAUCAAUUUUUUGCGAGAAAAAGUUCAGGUUGAACAGCUUAUUCGAUAUAUUGUGGAAGAAGUUCAUGAGGAUGCUGAAAAGAGGCGAGCUUUCAAGUUUCCUUUUAUUGCCUGCGAGAUUUUUACUUGUGAAGUUGAUAUAAUACUUAAAACAUUGGUCGAGGAUGAGGAGUUGAUGAACUUGUUAUUUUCCUUUUUGGAACCCGAACACCCCCAUAGCACACUAUUGGCUGGAUACUUUAGCAAGGUUGUCAUAUGCCUGUUGUUGCGGAAGACAGUUCCUUUUAUGCGUUAUGUUCAAGCUCACCAGGAUAUUGUCAAGAAGCUGGUUGACCUGAUUGGAAUAACGUCUAUCAUGGAGGUUUUAAUACGUCUGAUUGGCGCUGAUGAACAUAUGUAUACGAACUAUAUGGAAGCAAUGCAGUGGAUAGAAGAGACAGAUGUGCUAGAGAUGAUUGUGGACAAGUUUAGUUCUUCAGACUCGCCUGAAGUUCAUGUUAAUGCAGCAGAAACACUGUGUGCUAUUACAAGAUUUGCUCCAUCUGGGCUUUCUGCUAAAAUUUCCAGCCCAAGUUUUAUAGGAAGAUUAUUUCGUCAUGCUCUGGAAGAUUCACGGCCGAAGUCUGUUCUGGUCAACUCAUUGUCGGUAUGCAUAUCUUUGUUAGACCCUAAGAGGCUAACCUUGGGAGUAUAUCAUACAUACAACCGCCAAAUAGCUCAGGGAUCUACAGUAACUGCUAAUCCUGAGACAGUUGAAGGCAUGUUGGAAAGCCUAAGUGAUUUACUCAAGCUUUUGAAUAUUUCAACUUUGGAGAAUGUCCUGUUAACUACUUAUGGCAAGUUACAACCGCCUCUUGGAAAACAUCGCCUAAAGAUUGUGGAGUUUAUCUCGGUUUUGGUGACAGUUGGCAGCGAAGCUGCUGAGAAGGAAUUAAUUCGCCUUGGAGCUGUACAAAGAAUUUUAGACUUGUUCUUUGAGUAUCCCUACAAUAACUUCCUGCAUCAUCACAUAGAGAGCAUACUACUGUCGUGUUUGGAGAGCAAGAAUGUGCCUCUUAUUGAACAUCUUCUACAUGAGUGUAAUCUUGUUGGGAGAAUUCUUGAAGCUGAAAAUAAUUACAAAUUGGCAAAUGAUUCGAACAAGCCAACUGUCCCUGCUGAGGGUAGAUCCCCACCAAGGAUAGGGAAUAUUGGGCACUUAACACGUAUAUCUAACAAACUUGUUCAAUUGGGGAAUAGCAACAGUGAGAUUCAGGCACAUUUGCAGGAAAAUAGUGAAUGGACUGAUUGGCAUACAAAUGUUCUAUCAACACGGAAUGCUGUGGAAAAUGUGUAUCAGUGGGCCUGUGGGCGGCCAACUGCACUGCAUGAUCGGACUAGAGAUAGUGAUGAUGAUGAUUACCAAGACAGAGACUAUGAUGUGGCAGCCCUAGCAAAUAACUUAAGCCAGGCUUUUCGAUAUGGCAUUUACAGUCAUGAUGAAAUUGAUGAGGCUCAUGGCUCACUUGAACGAGACGAUGAGGAUGUCUACUUUGAUGAUGAAUCUGCUGAAGUUGUCUUAUCUUCUCUACGACUGGGAGAUGACCAGGAAAGCGGCUCACUUUUUACAAAUUCCAACUGGUUUGCAUUUGAGGAUGACAGAGUUGCCAAUGAACGCUCAACUGGCUCACUGGCUUCUCCAUCCCCUAAUACUGAGGGGGGCGAUGUUAUUAAUGGUGGCAGUGAUGAUAAUGUUAUUGUUGGUGAAGAUGAUGAGUUGGUUGACACUGCAACAUCUUCACCAGAGGCUGAAGAAAAGUCAGAAGAAACUACAGAUGUCUUGUCUAACAACUUAAAAGAAACUGGACACACUGAAACUGAUAAACCACCUGAAUGGGUUGAAUGGAGGGAGACUUCAAAAUCUGGUGACCCAUCUGAUGUUCUACCCAAUGGUGAGAUUCAAGUUGGAUUAGAAGAAGUUAGCAAGCCAGAUGCGGCCGAACCUUCAUCAUCCACUGAUGGAUUGGAAAUGAAUGAUGAAACCGCUAGUGGACAAUUGGUGGCAUCAACAGAUGAGAAUCCGAGUUCCGAUCCUUCCGUAGAGGCAGAAUCAGGUAAUGGGACUGAAAAGAUAGACCCAACCACUUGUGAGGAAGUUGUGAUGGCUGAAGGAACCAAAGGUGCUCCUGAGGCGGAAGAUGACAAAAAAGGAGUUAAUGAAACAGGGAACUAAUGUAAAUUAUCAAGAACCUGUUUGAUUUGGCUAACUCGAUCAUAUGUUGCAACAUUGAUCAGGUGGGAAGGUGAAUUCUAGAGAUUGGGUAGGUUUCUGUAACUUUAGAGCCUUCUUCUGUACAUCAUGAAUGGGGGGGCAGUGUUGUUAAAUAGGCUGACGAUUCUUGACCCCCACCCAUGAAAAAUUGCGUUCUCUCUCUCUCUCUCUCUCUCUCUCCCUCAACAUUGAGAAAAAUGGAAAAGGCAGGUUUUGAUUUUCAAA